Molecule: messenger RNA, 394 nt
Organism: Poecile atricapillus (Black-capped chickadee)
Lineage: Eukaryota; Metazoa; Chordata; Aves; Passeriformes; Paridae
Product: low-density lipoprotein receptor-related protein 8-like
Exons: 3
Coding region: 24-377 (117 amino acids)
Molecular function (GO): protein binding
Source: RefSeq, a predicted model, not a curated record
UUUCCUGUCGGAGUGGGCAGUGCAUGGCCCUGGCCCUGCGCUGUGAUGGUGACCACGACUGCCAGGACGGCUCGGAUGAGGAGGGCUGUGCCGUGCCCCGGCCGCUGCUCUGCCGUGAGGGUGAGGUGACGUGCUCCCACAGUGGGGAGUGUGUGCCAGAGGCCUGGCGCUGUGAUGGUGCUGCUGACUGUGGGGAUGGCUCAGACGAGCAGGGCUGCCCUUGGGAGGAAGAGCUGUGUGAGGACCGGCAGUGGGGUUGCUCCCAUGGCCAUGAGUGCAUCCCUGAUGUCUGGCGCUGUGAUGGAGAGACUGACUGCACAGAUGGCAGUGACGAGGCUGGCUCGGUGCUGGUGUGGCCCAGGCUAUCGGCUUGCUGAGGAUGGUCUGUCCUGCC